AUGAACGCCCGAGAGCCGUUACUUUCUGGCUUCGCUGAGGCUUCCAGCUCCGUUGCCCGAGGUAGUAGGGCACGCCAGGCCGCUGGCAAGAAGCGGAAGGUCGUGGUAAUCGACAACGACUAUGAGGACGAUGAAGACGACGAGGAAAAAAAAUAUGAGGAUGACGAGAAUGACGAGGAUGGUGGCGCCGACUUCGACCCCAAGGCUAAGCAGAAAGAGAAUAAAGAUAGCAAGCUCGCUGGCCUGGAUUCCCGCGGCAACCCCCUCCAGUCUGAAUUCGCCUCCGCGAUGGAGCGGGCCACCCUGGCUACUAAGGCCGUUCGGGAUGUUGACUGGCGAGAUGGACCUAAGCCUCUCUAUAACUCGAGCCAGCGUCGGGCCGCAUACCUACGAACCGAUCCCAAGCGCCGCGGUGGACGUGCUUCCGAGAAGGUCAAGACCUCUAACCCUUCCGAUCUCACCACCGGUCAAGGCAACCUUACGCCUGCUACUAGCGUCCCUGGAACUGCUCAAACUGGCCCUACCGCUGUAAAGAAGCAGAAGGAUAACCCGGCCGGGCAGCCAAAGGCUAUGGAUGCCAACAAAGCCGCCCGAGUAGGCCCUUGGAAGAAUAAUUGGAUGCGCUCCCCACUUGGAGAUCCCGAUGUGCGGGAUCCCAACGACUUUUCAAUCGCUCUCGCGGCCUUUCAGGCAAUCCCGGACAUGGUUUCCCGCCUUCAUAGUGAUCGGGCUAUCCUCGGGAGCUAUCUCGUGAGCAAAGGGCUCAUUAAGCCCGAGGAUGUGCCUAUGAAGGAUGAAGAAAAGGAGGAAGAGAAGAAUCCUUUCUUAAAGUAUGCCUAUUAA
Penicillium brasilianum is the source of this 843-nucleotide messenger RNA. The record is from the annotation of a GenBank genome assembly. NCBI's taxonomy places the organism in Eukaryota, Fungi, Ascomycota, Eurotiomycetes, Eurotiales, Aspergillaceae.